Cydia strobilella is the source of this 799-nucleotide messenger RNA. RefSeq lists its product as uncharacterized. The transcript has 2 exons. Bases 82 to 492 code for a protein of 136 amino acids. The record is from RefSeq and is a predicted model, not a curated record. NCBI's taxonomy places the organism in Eukaryota, Metazoa, Arthropoda, Insecta, Lepidoptera, Tortricidae.
AAACAAACCUUAUCAAACGCGCGAUAAUAUAUCGUCAGUCAGGUGCGCGCUUCGCUACUACACGGUCAUGUGAACUCCAAGAUGGCUUCCGAAAGUCUCCAGGAUAUCAAAAUCGAACAUAAAAGAAGACACACACAAGGUCCUGCGCAGAUAGAAACUAGAAUCGCUAAAGUGUCAACAAGGAGUCAGCCGGAAUUGUACGAUGUGCAUAGGAGUGAAAAAAAGUCGAGCAGUGAUUUUGUAUAUGUGAAUUCAGCUUAUGUUGGGAGUGUGGACGAUGUGAAUCAGCCUCGGUUAAGUGCGCCACCUACAUGUGUCGUCCGUGAGCAGUACUGGGCUUGUUCAAAAUGGCCGUAUGGGCAGCGCAUCCUCGCCAUCUCCGUGGGUUUGCUCCUGGGUACCGUCAUCGGGCUGACGGUCAUCGUGGUCCUCAGGGGAAUGGACAAGGAUAUCGUGCCAGGGUUCUUGGUGAGGCAGUCGGUGCCGGAUUAAGGAUUUAAACACAGCAAAGUGCUAAUGUAUGGACAAUAUUUUGCAUAAUAAUAAAAAUGUAAAUGAAACAUUAGUGUUACGCUUUACGUUUUUAUAUAUUUUUUUUUAAUAACUUUAAAUUCCAAUUGUAAACCUGUUAUUGAUAAUUGCUUCUCACAUCUCGCUCACACUAAUUUAUAAGUAGGUGCGAACGAGAUUCACGAGCGUAUAACAAAUUGACAUCAAUUUGUAAUUUCGAAUCGACCUAGAGGGCCUACCCAAAAUGACGGGUUACUGAUGCAUUAACGAAACUUUUAUGCCAAAUUUU